ACACACAACAAAAGUUUUGGUCCAGUUAACAGACCCGUCAGUCUUUGUCUGGUUGACAGACCAAAACGCUACACUUUGACCGCACCUUAACACUGCAAGGUAUGCAUAUAAGACAAAAAAAAACAUUUUUUUUUGGGCUAUCUACACACUUAUUGGUCUAUAGAUAGUUUGAGCCAUAAAAAAUAUUAUUAUAGUGACUCUACUUUUCCUUGCAUCACAUGCUCUGAAACCCCAACUCUGUUACUUGACCCACAACCACCAAAAACCUGCGUUUCAAUUACAUCAAAAACACCCCACCUGGUUUGACUGUGGUGAUUGAAUUACAAGUAGGAAGGAUGAGUAUGUACGGACGAGAUCCGUGGGGUGGGCCGUUGGAGAUAAACACAGCGGACUCAGCGACAGACGACGAUCGGAGCCGGAACCUGAACGAGUUGGACAGGGCGGCGCUUUCUCGACCGUUGGAUGAGACGCAGCAGAGCUGGCUGUUGGGCCCCGGAGAACAGAAGAAGAAGAGGUAUGUGGAUCUGGGUUGCAUCAUCGUGAGCCGUAAGAUCUUUAUCUGGACGGUGGGGACGAUUCUUGCAGCCGCCUUCAUCGUGGGGAUUAUUACGGUCAUAGUGAAGAAUGUGCCUAGGCAUCACAAACGCCCGCCGCCACCCGAUAAUUACACAAUUGCCCUCCACAAAGCUCUCAUGUUCUUCAAUGCCCAAAAAUCUGGAAAGCUCCCAAGGCACAAUAAUGUUUCGUGGAGGGGUAAUUCCUGUUUAAACGACGGGAAAUCAGACAAAUCAGGCGCCGUGCUUAAAGAUCUAGUGGGUGGGUAUUACGACGCUGGGGAUUCGAUCAAGUUCCAUUUCCCAAAAGCUUUUGCCAUGACCAUGUUAAGUUGGAGUGUCAUUGAAUACAGUGCUAAAUAUGAAGCGGCUGGAGAGCUCAACCAUGUUAAAGACAUCAUCAAAUGGGGCACUGACUACUUUCUCAAAACCUUCAAUUCUACAUCCGACACCAUAAGUCAACUCGUGGCUCAGGUUGGGUCAGGUGAUACAUCAUCAACUGAUCCCAAUGAUCAUAGUUGCUGGAUGCGACCCGAAGACAUUGAUUACCAACGACCUGUAACGGUUUGUUCUAGUUGCUCAGAUCUUGCUGCUGAAAUGGCAGCUGCUUUAGCUUCUGCAUCCAUUGUUUUCAAGGACAACAAGGUUUAUUCAAAGAAACUGGUCCAUGGGGCCGAAACCCUUUGGAAAUUUGCUAGAAAUCAGCGUGGUUCAUAUACUGCAGGUGCUGUGGAUGCUGCAACCUUUUACAAUUCCAGUAUGUACUGGGAUGAGUUUGUAUGGGGCGGUGCUUGGUUGUAUUAUGCAACUGGAAACCAGUCUUAUCUUUACCUUGCUAGUCACCCCACCUUAGCCAAACAUGCUGGCGCCUUUUGGGGUGGACCCGAUUAUGGUGUUCUUAGUUGGGAUAAUAAGCUUACAGGAGCUCAGGUGUUACUGACUCGAUUGAGAUUAUUUCUGAGUCCUGGUUACCCGUAUGAACAAACCCUGAAGACGUAUCAUAACCAGACAAGCAUAGUCAUGUGUUCAUACUUACCAUAUUUCACAAGUUUUAACAGAACAAGAGGAGGUUUGAUCCAAUUAAAUCAUGGGAGACCGCAGCCUCUUCAAUACGUUGCCAAUGCAGCGUUUUUAGCAACACUCUUUAGCGACUAUCUUGAUGCUGCUGACACUCCUGGGUGGUAUUGUGGACCCAAUUUCUACUCAACCGAUGUGCUUCGUAAAUUUGCCGAAACUCAGAUUGACUAUAUUCUGGGAAAGAACCCAAGAAGGAUGAGUUAUCUUGUGGGUUUUGGCAAUCACUACCCAAAACACGUCCACCAUAGAGGUGCCUCGAUUCCCAAGAACAAGAUCAAGUACAGCUGUAAAGGAGGAUAUAAGUGGAGAGACUCUAAGAAACCCAACCCAAAUACUGUUAUUGGAGCUAUGGUUGCAGGGCCCGACAAGCAUGAUGGGUUCCAUGACGUGCGUACGAAUUACAAUUACACGGAGCCCACAAUUGCUGGCAAUGCUGGUUUAGUUGCAGCCCUGGUGGCCUUGUCUGGUGAUAGAACAACAACUAAAAUUGACAAGAACACUAUUUUCUCGGCUGUGCCGCCUAUGUUUCCAACACCACCUCCGCCGCCAGCACCAUGGAAACCAUGAUUGGAACAUGAGGAAGUUUUUUGUUUGGAUGGAGUAUGUAAUUAUAGUAUGUUUGUUUCUAAUGUAAGUAAGUAAUAAAAAUAAUGUUAUUGCUGUUUGGGACAAUAGAAACUUGGUUACACACUAACAAUGGCUAAAUUAAACACACUUGCUAUCUUUCUUCUUU
Helianthus annuus (common sunflower) is the source of this 2364-nucleotide messenger RNA. RefSeq names its product endoglucanase 25. The record is from RefSeq and is a predicted model, not a curated record. Lineage: Eukaryota; Viridiplantae; Streptophyta; Magnoliopsida; Asterales; Asteraceae. The coding region runs from base 336 to 2198 and encodes 620 amino acids. Gene Ontology annotation, biological process: carbohydrate metabolic process. The transcript has 5 exons. Gene Ontology annotation, molecular function: hydrolase activity, hydrolyzing O-glycosyl compounds.